AACGCAGAUCUGGUGUAUAUAUAUAUAAAAAGAUAAAAUCGCAGCAUAAAUCCAUUUGUCCUGCGUAUAAAAACUGCGUAAACUUUUCACUCGCAAUGGUUAAUGAAGCCGUUGAACAAAUAGAAUUUGUAUUCAACAUGACUGAUUUCAAGAUGAAAACUGCAGUUAUGUUGUUCAUAAUAAUUAUUUUAAACAUCAAAGAAGCUUACCCAUCUCCGUCGAAUGACUCAAAUUUUGGUUUGAUUACUUUGGGAAACAACACAACGAUGUUAUCUGAAAAAAUAUCAAAUAUUCAUCGUAACGAAGGUAGAAUUGUUAAAAGUUCAAACCCAUAUGUUGGACGCAUAAAUGUUUAUCGUAGAAAAGAAAAUUAUUUUCAAAUUAAACUUUCGAAACAAACUUCUAAUAUUGGUAAGCACGAAAACUCAGCAGAAGAAACCCCCGGGAAUACCCGAGCUAAAAGACAAACUUUUAACGAACGAAAACGUCAAGUAUCCAGCCUUCGAUUCCCUUCUAUCCAGCGAAUAAAUGAAUAUGCAGGCAACAUUCCUGAAUUUUUCCGGCACCUCUUAGAUAGCAUCAGCACAAAUCCCUUCUCGAGCGCCCUUGCUGCGAAAAUCAGACGUCUUCUUGGUGCUGAUGGAAGGAUGGCGAGAGAAAAUGGCCAACUGCAGCCCGAGUUCGAAGAGAAGGAGUAUUGCUUCGGUGAGAUCGGCUGCUUCAAAGUUACUCGCGAUUUCUACGAUCCUGUUUUGCGGCCGUUGAACGUGCCUCCGGAAUCGAGAGAAGAAAUUGGUACAAAAUUCAUUCUCUUCACUCAAACUCAACCCAAAGGGCUGGUCGUUAACCCACGGAAUUUGGAUGUUCUAAAUAAUUCGAGUUUUAACGCAAAACUUCCAACCAAAAUCGUCGUCCACGGUUGGCUAACAGAUUCUGAAACCACAUGGGUUGAGGAACUGCCAAAAGAAAUAAUAGAACGACACAACUACAAUGUCAUUGGAGUGCGGUGGGCUCGAGGCUCGUAUUUGUUCUACGACUUUCUGUUGCUAAACACAUUGGUGGUCGCUCUGGAAAUCGUCCACCUCCUAGGAUGGCUCGUACAGAACAAAGGCGUUGAUGUGAAAGACGUACAUCUCAUCGGACACUCCUUAGGGGCCCAUAUAUCCGGAUAUGUCGGCGAGCGGGUCUCUGGGCUGGGUCGGAUCACAGGGUUGGACCCAAGUCGGCCAAAAUUCCAAGGCAUGCCGACUUCAGUGCGUUUGGAUCCUUCAGACGCUCUUUUUGUUGACGUCUUGCAUACGGACAGCAACUAUACCGACCCUAGAGAUUAUAAUAAAUUUGGGAGUGGGGAGCUGGCAGGUCACGUGGACUUCUUCCCCAACGGAGGAGGCAACCAGCCAGGCUGCGGCUUCUUCACCCCACCUGACAUGUUCGCGUGCAGUCACACCAUGGUGAAGAGAUUCUUUCGGGCUUCUGUUACGUCGUCGUGUCCGUUCCUAGCGUUCCCGUGUGACUCAUACGAGAACUUCAAAAAAGGCAAGUGUUUCAGAUGCUCCGGUGCCCUGGGCUGCGCGCCGAUGGGCCUGAAUGCGGACUUGUGGAAGCCCCGGGGCAAGGAGGGAGUGGCGAUGUUCCUCACCACAUCGGGCCAACCGGACUACUGUCAAUACCAUUCUCGUCUGACUCUGCACCUUCCCGUCUCUGACAAGUCGAAUAGUUACGCUCACGGUCGCAUCAGAGCUACAUUAUUGAAGGGCUCAGAGCGUAGGAAAGAAUUCUGGUUACCAAGAAGAGGCGCCGUGCGUCUGGAGCUCGGCACGUCGCCGACGUUUCUCCUUCGUCACGGCGACGACCACAGCUCCUGUGACGGCGUUGAGCUGAGCUGGCAUGCGCAGCAGGACGUGUUCAGGCCAUGCAAGGGACGAUGUGAGCCUCACUUGCGCCUCUCGCACGUCACCUUCACGCCUCUCGAUAACCGCGAUGUCCUCACGAGAAAGAGCUCCAACGUCUUAAUGUGCUCUCCCGGCCCCUACCAUCUUAACGUCACCAUCACCAGCGGAAGGAAGGCUAUGUUUACAUCGAAAUCGUGUCAAACUUCUCACAGAAAUAUCUUGUUAUAUAAUUGAGCUUGAUUUCUGAUUUCAAAUCGAGAAGAAAAAUGUUUGUCUGAUGAACAUUAAUAGCAAAUGACUUAUGCUAUUAAUGUCCACAGCCAAAUUUAUGCUUACGGUCAGAUUGACAUUAAAAAGUACAAAACUGUUGGCCGUACUUGAGCAAGUGCGUUUAAAACGAUCAACGAACAUUUGUUUCAAGCCCUGAAAUUUUGGAAUGGUCGAACAACCAUGAACUGACUUCAUAAGUUUUUCAGGUGCAUUUCAUCUCAUAUACCUUUUUUCGGUAAUUUUUUUCCGGUGUUCGGAGAUUGUGCUACGAUAACAUAUUUUGGUCGGUACUAAUGAAUUUGUUCUAUUCGAAAAGCAAUUUUUGGUAGAGAAAUAAUUUUUACAUGGUUAAUGAUGAAUAAAAAAUCAGCGUUUCGAGGUUUAACAUAUUUAUAAGAAUGCAUAAAGAAGAAGAACUAAUCAAUCAGAAAAUGUACAAAGACAGGAAAAAUAUUUGUUCCGAU
This is a messenger RNA of Hyalella azteca, 2626 nucleotides long. RefSeq names its product pancreatic lipase-related protein 2. Lineage: Eukaryota; Metazoa; Arthropoda; Malacostraca; Amphipoda; Hyalellidae. Bases 96 to 2126 code for a protein of 676 amino acids. The record is from RefSeq and is a predicted model, not a curated record. Gene Ontology annotation, molecular function: lipase activity. Gene Ontology annotation, biological process: lipid metabolic process. The transcript has 10 exons.